CCCAGCUAUUCAAGGCUAUGCUGUCAACAUGGAGCAAUCUGUGGACCGAGACAGGUAUAGAGUUGACCUUUUCGUACAAGGCCUUGACUUUAACAACGAUACCCUCUAUCCAAUUUUGGUUGGAGAAGGGAAAGGUGGAGGCAAGUCUGCCAACGAAGUUGAAACUCAGGUCCUGCGGAGGGCCCGAGAAGCCAUAGUUGGACACGGCCUACAGGGAAUUUUCGCGUUCACUUGGUUGGGAGAAGAUUUCCGAGUUUGGAACGUGUCCGCGGAAGACAGAGAACUUGAGCCCCUGGACAGCGAUUAUCCUCGCGGCAGUCGCCAAGCCUACAUUCCGCUAGAUUCCCCAGAGGGAGACUGCAUAGUGUCUCUCACAGGUUUCAUGAAAGAGAACCGGCCUCUACGCGCCGCAACCGUUGUCCCGAGCCAAAGCAUCCCAGCGGACUUCUAAUAUAUCCAACGCCAAUCCAGGGGAUUCUCAAGGCCGAGCAAUGGAAACGGAUACUUCCUUUAGCGGUGUUCCUGAACCUGAGCCUGAGGCUGGUCCUUCUCAAAGGGCGCCGAGAAGUGAAAGGCGAACCAAGGAAGUAAAGAUCCAGAAAAGGAUGCGCGGUGGGUAUAAGUUUGCUUGGAAGAAUGGUGAAGUCGUGACCGAAAAGGAUGAGUGGAAGGCAGAGGGUGACGUUUUGAAGUUAAAGGAGAAGUUUGACGGC
Messenger RNA from Colletotrichum navitas, 713 nucleotides. RefSeq lists its product as uncharacterized. The record is from RefSeq and is a predicted model, not a curated record. The transcript has 2 exons. The annotation marks the transcript as partial. Lineage: Eukaryota; Fungi; Ascomycota; Sordariomycetes; Glomerellales; Glomerellaceae.